AUGUCGAAUGUAGCAGUGUCAAGACGUGAGAAGCAGUUACUGACUCACUACCCCGAGCCCGUGACUGCCCUCGCCAUGUCUGGAUGGGGCGAGGCGAGCAAGAACCGCCGACAGAGCACGAUCCACUCGUACACCCUGCAGAACUACCACAGCCUCCCGCAGGACACCAAGACGCUGAGGACCGUGCAGGAAAUGACGUCACCGAAGGCGAUGAAGAACGUCAUCGUCCUCAGCGUGGCCUUCAUGUUCAUCUUCACGGCCUUCGUGUCGCUGCAGAGUCUUCAGAGCACCUUACACCCUGGCGGCGUCGGCGUGGCGUCGCUCAGCUGCAUCUACGGCACGACGGUGCUGUCUUGCCUGCUGGCGCCGUGGCUCAUCAACAAGCUGUCGACGAAGUGGACGAUGGUGAUCAGCUUCGUCCUCUUCAGCGGCUACUUCACCGCCAACUUCUACCCGACUCACUGGAUCCUGCUGCCCUGCGCCGUCAGUCUGGGUCUGCUGGCCGGACCGCUGUGGAGCGCGCAGGCCACGUACCUGACAACGCUGGCGCUGACGUACUCCCAGCACAUGAACAUACAGGAGCCCGACGGCAUCAUCAACAAGUACAUGGGCAUCUUUUGCGGAUUCUACAGGAGCAGUCAGAUCUGGGGCAACCUCAUCUCCACACUGGUGCUCUCUCACAACAGCAGCCACGCUGCCGCCGUGACCUUGCUCGCAGACGACAACCAAAACUUUAGUCACUGUGGCGCGCGCGACUGCCCGUCCUCGUGGUCGUCUGAAUGGCCCGCAGACACCGACGAACCUAGGGACGGUGCCUUCAACAACGGCUACGUCUCUUAUGACGUCAUAAUCCCAGACUCCACGAGAUACCUGCUGCUGAGUAUCUACCUCGGCUGCGGCAUCAUGGGCAUCGUCAUCCUUGUGGCCCUCCUCGACCGCGGCAACGUCGGGGACAAGGACGUCGACCCGGCGUCUAACUUGACGUCGUGUGAGCUGGCCCUGUCCACGCUGAAGAUGUUCAAGGAUUCCAAGUGUCUCCUGCUCAUACCUCUGGUGUUGUUUGUGGGACUGGAGCAGGGCUUCAUGUUUGGCGAUUUCACGAAGUCGUACGUCAACUGCACUCUGGGAGUCCACAACAUUGGACCAAUCCUGAUCUGUUUUGGAGCCGUGAGCGCCGUAAGCUCGAUAGCCAUUGGCUACAUCGCCGAGCAUAUCAAACGCUUCCUGUUUAUAACCGCAGGUGCCACUUUCAACAUUGGUCUGCUCAUUGUAUUGUGGUUGUGGCGCCCCCAACCGAUCGAUAUCCCAAACUUCUACGUCAUAGCAGGAUGUUUGGGUUUGUGUGAUGCAAUAUGGCACACGCAAACAUACACAUUGUUCGGAGUGUUAUUCCCUCACAAACAGGAAGGGGCCUUCUCGUCAUACCGGAUGUUCCACGCCACCGGAUGUGCUAUAGCAUUUGGAUACAAUUACGUCCUCUGUGUCGAGACUAAAGUCUAUAUUUUAUCAGGAGUUCUCGCCCUUGCGCUGGCGCUGUAUUCGGUGAUUGAAAUGAAAGUUCAGCUGCAAAGCCAGUACAUUGGUGACAUUGUUGCACUUUGAUGACCUAUAUAUUUUUUCAGAUGCCAGUGUCUGAGACUAAAAUACCCGAUUACUGUUUAUUGGUAGUCAUAUAAGCGACGUGUGCUAUUCACUAAGUGCGAAAAGAUUUGAGAGAGAGAGAGGUUUAUAUCUUUAAGACUGAAACUGAUAAAAUCUUAGUUACGAUAUUGCAAUGGAAAAUGUUGACUUCUGAACAGAACGUAUUGUCGAAGUCUGUGCUACGUUAUCGUAUCUAGUAAAAUCCCAACGACAAACAGUUAUCAUGUUCAAUCAAAAUCGUAUCUCUGCACAAGCUAGAGUCAAAAAGAUGUUAUGACAAAUACCCACACUAUGGAGUUUCCAGGGGUGUGCUCUCGAAGGAUCUCCGACACCACAGAGAAAAACAUAAUGCUUUGACAAGGCCGUGACUGCUCCCGGGAAUCGUUGCCAGUUGUUUUCGCACAUAGGAGGACUACCACUUUGUAGGAGGACUGCCACUCCUAGGACCGAUUCAUGCAAGUUUUGAAGGAAGGAAUGUAUGUUUAACGACACCUAAGCACACUUUAAACUACGGUCAGUUAGUCUCUAACGUGGUUAUUUCGACACGACUGGUAUGUCAAAGGCUGUUAUUCAUUGCCGCUAGUGGAGACUGUAUCAAAAUUACUCAAAUGUUUGACAUCCAAUAGGCGGUGAUUAAUUAAUCAAUGUGCUUUAGUGAUGUCGUUAAAAAUAUAUAUAAAACAAAAUUUUAACUUGGUAAACUAUGCCAUGAAGAAACGUGUUAUGCCGUCUUGUUUAAUUGAUAGUAGCUCUGAAGAAAGUUAAUGAUCGCCAGUGCUCAACUUGGUCUAGUGCCCUCAUUAGAUAGGUGUACACCCCGCCAAUCCGCCAUCCAUAUCAGGCUAGUUUACACUGACGUCAGAAUAUGGCAGCAAUAGGGUUUGAUGGGUAUGGGAGAUAUUAGUCCACCUUACAACUGACGGAGGAGGCUGGGCAACGCAUAUUUUGGUCACACGAGUUUCAGAAUCGGGGGGGGAAAAACGGUCUGAUCACAUCCCCGCUUCUGACAUCUGUACUGUAUACGGACAAUAUAGUACCACUUUAAUAAAUAAUUAUUGUGGCUAUAAAAUGUAUCUGUGAUGUUUGAAGUUAAUGAAUAGUACCGAACUGAUGGCUGUGCCAUUUUGGUUAUUGAACAUAAUAUUACAUUAAUAUUAUUAAUAAUAUAUUUAAAGAUAUUGCACAAACAUCUAUAUCAUUUUACUAGCGCAUAUACAAUGUAUAUAUAUAUAUAUAUUUAUACCGCUAAUAUGCAUUUAAUAAUUCAUCACCUGUUUCUAGUUCUUUCAUGAUAUAUAUUAUAUGCAUUAUUCUAUGACGCUUUGUUUUGUCGAGCCUAUAUAAUAUUUUAUUCUGAACGUAUAGUAAGCGAACAGGUAUAACCCGUCAUAUCCUCUAGAAAAUUAUCAAUACACUGUUUGGGAUUUUAUGGAAUUAUAUGACAACAAUUUAAAAUGUAGUUGUUUGUUACUCGACAAAUACAGCCUAUUCCCAGGGAGUGUGUCAAAAAUAGACAAAUGGGUUGAAAAAACAUCAUAUGGGGCCAUAGAGAUGUUGCCAUAUAUCAUGUUUAGAACAUUUAAAAGUUAAAACUAUAAGGCUUGUGACAUUAAUGGUCAUUAUGUCAUCAUGAGUAAUUUAAAUACAAUGGAAAGCGGUGAACCAUUAUGAUUAUUACUGAAAAAGUAUAUGUGGGACCAAAAGAAACGCAAAAUGUGUUUUAACGUUUGAAUGAUAAAAUAAAAGUGGGGGUUGAAGUUUGAUGCACACUGAACAUUGUGAAAAUAACUGUAAAGAGGCAUCUUCGCAAGCCAAGGUACUAUUACGUGUUAUAGGUAGUACUAAACCAAAUAACGUCCGGCUGGGUCAGAGUUCGAGGUGAUAGAGAAGAUAACACCACAAGUCCUGUGAUUGGUGAUACAUGUGAGUGAUAAAUUACGAGUAUAGCUAUUUAAUACACGGCCAUUUAAUUUAAAGUAAGUGCACUAUUAUCUAGAAUGACAUCGGCAUUGCAAUUAAUGAAUAAAGGAAAGGAAUACACUUGCAUUAUGACACUUUAUUUGUAUUAUUUGAUAACUAUUUUACUGAUUGCAUGCCUGCUGUGGAUGAAAGGGAUAGUAUUUUUUAAGGACUAAUUAUCUUUUAAUACUUUUAUGAUCUUUUAGGCUCAUUUCACUCCCCAUCCAGGCUCAAAUCACUCCCCUAUCUAAAUUACAAUUAUAACUAUUUAAUACACGUCCUUCUAAUAGUAGCGUCUUCAAUUCUUAAAUUAGUGGUAACUAGUGAGUUAUUAGGAAUAAGUAACUGCAUAUUUGAGUACAUCGCUUAGACAAAUGUAAGCAGUUUCAGGUAAACAAAAUAAAUACUAGUUUGUCAAUUAAAUACCAGCUGUUACUUAUAUUGUUUACAUUGUAAUUCAAUUUAUACGUUGUCAUAGUUAUCUUCCGAGAAUAGUUUUUUUUGCAGAUGAUUAAACUUGGUGAAAAACA
Molecule: messenger RNA, 4130 nt
Organism: Gigantopelta aegis
Lineage: Eukaryota; Metazoa; Mollusca; Gastropoda; Neomphalida; Peltospiridae
Product: protein unc-93 homolog A-like
Exons: 3
Coding region: 1-1602 (533 amino acids)
Source: RefSeq, a predicted model, not a curated record